Messenger RNA from Chelonia mydas (Green sea turtle), 1041 nucleotides. RefSeq names its product heat shock protein 30C-like. Bases 108 to 770 code for a protein of 220 amino acids. Lineage: Eukaryota; Metazoa; Chordata; Testudines; Cheloniidae. The record is from RefSeq and is a predicted model, not a curated record. The transcript has 2 exons. Gene Ontology annotation, molecular function: protein folding chaperone. Gene Ontology annotation, biological process: response to heat; protein refolding.
CCGGAGCCAGGCAGCAGCGUCCCGGCAGGGAGCCCGGCCCAGGCGGCUCCAGCAGCAGCAGCGUCCCGGCAGCUGAGCUCGGCCCAGCGGCGCCAGGCCCCGGCAGGAUGCUCCCGCUCCCAGUGUGGCUGUGGCGGAGCUGCGGCCCCGUGUCCAGCCUCGUGGGGCCGGGUCCCCCCAGCCUCUGGGGCCAGCUGGUGGGGGACCUGCCGACGCCCCUGGAGGAGAUGGAGCGAAUGAGACCCUCCCUCCUGCUGGCUCAUCCCCUUCUCCGCGGGGGAGGCCAGGGGAGGGCGACGCCAAGGCAGAGCGGCCGGUCCCUGGCCGAGGGUGCGGGGAAGGAGCCCGGGGCCCGGGCGCCGGGGAAGGAGAAGUACCAGCUCUCCCUGGACGUGAGCGGCUUCUCCCCAGCUGAGCUGAUGGUGAGACUGGCCGGGAGGAAGCUGACGGUGACGGGGAAGCAGGAGAAGAAAACGGAGUCGGGGGCUGGAGUCCGCUCCCACGAGUACAGAGAGAUCCGCCGAGAAACGCUCCUGCCGGAAGCCGUGGACGUGCAGGCCCUGCUCUGCUCCCUGUCCCAGGACGGGCAGCUCUGCAUCGAGGCGCCGCCUCUGGCCCUGCCAGCUGCCGAAGGGAGAGCCGUUCCCAUCAGCGUCUGCCCGGGGGUGAAGGCAGGAGAAGGGAACCUGGCGGCGGAGGGAAAGGAGCCGGGGAGCAGCGAGGUGGAGACAGGAGGAGAGACUGAGGGGUCCAGCCCCAGAGAUUCCUGAAACCAGCCACCGGCUCCAGUAGCCCUGGGACUCUGGUCCAGCUGAUUCCACUCAGCGCAGCUGGAGCAGCCCUUGGUCUGGGUGUGAAGGUUUCAGGGCCCAUUCUUGGGCUCCCCGCAACUGUUCUAUGCUCUACGUGUCUCUCUGUAGGAGCAGGGACUGUGGGAUGCUCUGUGACUCUGCUCUUGUUUUGUAUCAGCGCUUUGGGCUUUUGUACAGCUUUUAUCCCUCUCCUGAACUACAAAGUAAAGGUUUUUAUUUUAACUACAAA